This is a messenger RNA of Nicotiana tabacum (common tobacco), 7521 nucleotides long. NCBI's taxonomy places the organism in Eukaryota, Viridiplantae, Streptophyta, Magnoliopsida, Solanales, Solanaceae. The record is from RefSeq and is a predicted model, not a curated record.
UUCCAAAGUUACACUUUCCAUAUGCGUGUCGGACUCGGUAUAGCACUUCUCUAUAAAUAGUUACCGUGUACUCCCUUCACAUCCACUUUGAAAACCCGAUCCCGACUCGCAACAGCCUGUGGAAGUCAUUAGAUUUCUUGUAAUAUCACUCAUUCCCUUCGCCAUUUCAGUACUUCACUCCAACUAAUGAGGAAACCGCGAAAUCUGUAUACUUUCUAAAACCCUAAAAGGUUUGCUCUUUCAGUUAAACUACAAUGGCGAAGAAAUUCGUCAGAGACGACGUUCCACUGUCAAGAUUUGGCGUAUUGGUGGCGCAGUUGGAAUCUAUAGUGGCCUCAGCUGCUCACAAGUCUCCCGACCCUCUCCUCUGUUUUGAUCUUCUCUCUGAUCUCAUCUCCGCCAUUGAUGAAGAAUCCAAGGAAUGUAUACUGCUGUGGCAAAGGAAAUGUGAGGAUGCACUUUAUUCUCUACUUGUGCUUGGCGCAAGGAAACCGGUGCGUCAUUUGGCCUCAGUGGCAAUGGCAAGGAUUAUACAAAAGGGUGACAGUAUUUCAAUAUACUCUAGGGCUAGCAGUUUGCAGGGAUUUCUUUCCGAUGGAAAGAAAAGUGAACCUCAGCGAAUUGCAGGUGCUGCUGAGUGCUUGGGAGAAUUGUAUCGCUAUUUUGGUAGACGAAUCACUUCAGGCUUACUUGAAACAACCACGAUUGUCACAAAACUACUGAAGUUCAAUGAGGACUUUGUUAGAGAAGAAGCUUUACAGAUGCUUCAAAAUGCUUUAGAAGGCUGUGGGGGCGCUGCUGCUGCCUCAGCAUAUACUGAUGCAUUUCGUAUCAUUAUGCGAAUCGGUAUCGUGGACAAAUCAUCUAUUGUUAGAGUAGCUGCAGCUAGAUGUCUAAAAGCGUUUGCAAACAUCGGAGGGCCGGGAUUAGGGGUUGGAGAACUUGAUAAUGCUUCUUCUUCUUGUGUCAAGGCCCUUGAAGACCCUAUCUCGUCAAUAAGGGAUGCAUUUGCAGAAGCUCUGGGAGCAUUGCUUGGUCUUGGGAUGAAUCCUGAUGCACAGGUACAACCAAGGGGAAAAAGUAAUUUUACUCCCAAGAAACUUGAUGGGGGUUUGGAGAGACACUUAACUUUGCCAUUUGUAAAAGCUAGUGGUCCUCGGGUGAAAGUUCUGCGCGUUGGCCUAACCUUGUCAUGGGUUUCUUUUCUCCAGGCCAUUCGCUUGAAGUAUCUUCAGCCUGAUACUGAGCUUGAAAAGUACAUCUUUCAAGUGAUGGAGAUGCUUCGUGCUGAUAGUUUGUUUGAUGCUCAAGCACUGGCAUGCAUUUUAUACAUCCUUCGAGUGGGUAUAACUGACCAAAUGAGUGAACCUACUCAGAGAGGCCUUUUAGUUCUUUUGGGCAAACAGCUUCAAUCUCCUGAUGCUACUCCAUCCAUGCGGGUUGCUGCUUUGCGUACCAUGUCGUAUGCUUUGAAAACACUAGGGGAGGUUCCGGCUGAGUUUAAGGAAGUUCUUGAUAAUACAGUUGUUGCUGCAGUUUCACAACAUGCACCAUUGGUGCGCAUUGAGGCCGCUUUGACCUUGCGCGCGUUAGCUGAGGUUGAUCCUACAUGUAUUGGUGGUUUGAUUUCUUAUGCAAUAACGAUGCUUGGAGCAGUGAGAGAAAAUAUUUCAUUUGAAAAGGGAACUAAUCUAAAGUAUGAACUGGAGUGUCUAGAUGGUCAGGCUGCGGUUUUGGCAGCUUUGGUGUCUAUUUCACCAAGCUUACCUCUUGGUUAUCCAUCUCGUUUGCCCAGAUCAGUAGUUGAACUGUCUAAGAAAAUGAUAAUGGAAUCAAGUUGGAAUCCUAUGGCAGCAGCCGUUGAAAAGGAGGCUGGAUGGAUGCUCUUAUCCUCACUGCUUGCAUGCAUGCCGAAAGAGGAACUUGAGGAUCAAGUUUUUGAUAUUCUUUCUUUAUGGGCUUCCGCAUUCCAUGGAAAUCCAGAACGCCAUAUCAGUGAAACAGAAGAUCUCCAAUCUAACAUAAGCGUAUGGUGUGCUGCAGUGGAUGCAUUGACAGCAUUUAUAAAGAGUUUUAUCUCUUCUGGUGCUGUGAACAAGGGGAUCUUACUUGAACCAGUUCUGUUAUACCUUAGUAGGGCUCUGUCAUAUAUAUUGCUGUUGGCAGCCAAAGACCAAAUGAGUGUCAAACAGGCAGCGGAGAUAUUUAUCAUCAAGACACUAAUAGCCUAUCAGUCAAUUUCAGAUCCAACUGCAUAUCGGAGAGACCAUGCCCGUCUUAUUCAGAUAUGUGCAACUCCUUAUAGCGAUCCGGAGACUACAAGCAAAAUGUUAGUGAAUCAGAAGCUCCUCUGCUUUGGAUCCAUAUUUGCUUCCGAGGAUAUUGGUGGAAUGCUCUCACUCCUCGAAAUGAUUGAGCAGUGUCUGAGAGCUGGAAAGAAACAAGCAUGGCAUGCAACCAGUGUUACAAACAUAUGUGUGGGCCUGCUAUCUGGCUUGAAGGCUUUGCUUGCUCUACGUCCUGAACCCUUACCAUUGGAAGUACUUAGUCUGGCACAAUCCAUCUUUCAGAGCAUUCUGGCUGAGGGUGACAUCUGUGCUUCUCAACGCAGAGCAUCAUCUGAAGGUCUUGGCCUAUUAGCUCGACUAGGAAAUGAUGUGUUCACUGCCAGAUUGACAAGAGUGCUCCUUGGUGAUAUAAAUUCAGCGGUAGAUUCAAACUAUGCUGGUUCAGUUGCUAUAUCACUUGGUUGCAUUCAUCGCAGCGCAGGAGGGAUUGCAUUGUCAAGUUUGGUUCCUGCUACUGUUAAUUCUCUUUCUUCUCUGGCUAAAAGUUCAAACACUGCCUUACAAAUUUGGUCUUUGCAUGGUCUAUUGUUGACUGUGGAGGCUGCUGGAUUGUCCUAUGUUUCUCAUGUUCAGGCGACACUUAGCCUUGCCAUGGAUAUUCUGUUGUCAAAUGAGAUUGGUUCGACUAACCUGCAGCAGGCAGUGGGACGCCUUAUAAAUGCUAUUGUUGCUGUCCUUGGUCCUGAACUUUCUCCUGGCAGUAUAUUUUUCUCGCGUUGCAAGUCUGUCAUUGCAGAGAUCAGCUCCCGGCAAGAGACUGCAACACUUUAUGAGAAUGUCCGAUUCACUCAGCAGCUAGUUCUUUUUGCGCCACAAGCUGUUACUGUGCAUUACAAUGUGCAAACACUCCUCCCAACUCUAUCCGCAAGACAGCCAACGCUGCGACGUUUAGCUCUAUCCACUCUGAGACAUCUCAUUGAAAAGGAUCCAGGGUCCAUCAUGAAUGAAAAUAUUGAAGAUACAUUAUUCCAUAUGCUGGAUGAGGAAACUGAUGCUGAGAUUGGCAGCUUAGCACGGACCACAGUUAUGCGGUUGCUUUAUGUAUCAUGUCCAUCACAGCCAUCACGAUGGCUAUCAAUUUGCCGCAAUAUGAUUCUUUCGUCAUCCUCAAGAGUGAUCAGCAGAAGUGACAGUUCACAGAAUGAUUCUUCAAGUGGUCUGGAUGGUGAAACUGGACUUAAUUAUGGAGAUGACGAUGAGAACAUGGUGUCUAGCUCCCAAAACCCAACCUUCCAAGGUUAUAGAAGCAAUCAUCCCAUUGCUUAUCUUCCUAGGAACAAGCACCUCAGAUAUCGAACAAGAGUUUUUGCUGCAGAGUGUUUGAGUCAUCUUCCUGCAGCAGUUGGAAAGAAUCCAGCCCAUUUUGAUGUAGCGUUGGCAAGAAAGCAGCCUGCCAGUGGACCAACUUCUGGAGACUGGCUGGUUCUUCAAUUGCAAGAACUCGUUUCACUUGCUUAUCAGAUCAGCACAAUUCAGUUUGAAAACAUGCGGCCAGUUGGUGUGACCCUACUGAGUACUAUUAUUGACAAGUUUGGAACAUUGGACCCUGAGCUUCCUGGACACCUUCUACUGGAACAGUAUCAGGCCCAAUUGGUGUCUGCAGUUCGAACUGCACUGGACUCAUCUUCCGGCCCUGUCCUAUUGGAAGCAGGCUUGCAGCUGGCCACAAAGAUAUUGACAUGUAAAAUUGUUAGUCGGGAUCAACUUGCCGUUAAGCGGAUAUUUUCAUUGAUUUCACGGCCUCUAAAUGAAUUCAAUGACCUUUACUAUCCGUCCUUUGCAGAAUGGGUCUCAUGCAAGAUCAAAGUGAGACUCCUUACAGCACAUGCAUCUCUGAAAUGUUACACCUUUGCGUUCUUGAAAAAUCAACAGAAGGAGAUUUCUGAUGAAUAUUUAGCUUUAUUGCCUCUUUUCUCAGAGAGUUCAAAAAUUCUUGGAAUUUACUGGCUCUGUCUUCUGAAGGACUACAGCUAUAUCAGGACUCAGUCAUUUCCUAAAGAAAAUUGGAAACCAUUUCUUGAUGGAAUUCAGUCAACGCUAGUUUCAACUAAAUUGCUAGCAUGUCUGGAAGAAGCUUGGCCCCUGAUCCUGCAAGCCGUGGCAUUGGAUGCGGUUCCUUUGAACACAUAUAUAGAACGAUCCUCAGAAACUGAAAAUCAAUCUGUUACGGACUUAAUUUCUGGGUACAGCAUGGUUGAGUUAGGUUCAGAAGAGUUUCGAUUUUUGUGGGGCUUUGCCCUUCUUCUUCUAUUUCAGGGGCAAGAUUCGGUUCUUGGUGAAUCUAGGCUACCUAUUGGUUCUGUCAAUGCCAUAUUAUGUGGUGGCGGUGUUGGUGAAGAAGUAAAGUCGACUUCUUUGAAGUUGUGUGAAGUUGUUUUGCCUGUGUUUCAAGUUCUGUCAGCGGAGAGAUUUUUUAGCGUAGGAUUUCUCACUGUGGUUUCCUGUCAAGAACUGCUGCAGGUUUGCUUUUUCUCCAUAUUUGUUGAAGAUACAUGGGACAAUCUUGCAAUCUCUAUUUUAUCACAGAUUGUGCAGAACUGCCCCACAGAUUUCCUGAAGACGGAAAGUUUUGUGUAUUUAGUAUCAGAACUUUAUUUGGCGCUUCUUUUUAAAUCCUUCACUAGUGCAACGUCUCAAUACCAUUCAAGUCAGGACGAUAUUGUUUCUGUCUUACUUACCACAGCACCGACACUUUUAAAACGUUAUGAGCCAAAGAUGGGUUUGAAAUCAAUUUUGGCUUUUCUUUUGGUUGGUUAUAAGUGCAUUCAAAGGGCUUCAACUGAAUUUUCUCUCUCAAGAAUUCAUGAUUUUGUCCGGUGUCUAACUUCUUUGAUGAAAUCAUAUGUUACUGUUGACCAAAUCUGGUGUGGAUCCCACACCUGCGCAGGGAUUUUGAAGAGUCCGCACAACACAGCCUGCAAGCUCUCUUAUUUGGGCCUUGGUCAUACUUCUCUUUGGUUUCCACUGCCAAUGAACAAACUGUUGUACUAUAAUUAUCAAUCGUCCUUCACACUAUUUGAUUCUUUAAACACAAGAAAUGAAGUAUUUUGUAUUUUGGACCCAAAUAGUGAUUCUUGGGAACAACAUCUACAUUUCAGCCCCAACCAAGUUGGGGAAAGUGAUUCUUGGAAACAUGAAGAAAAAUGUAUUCUUGAUCCAUAUGAUAUCUCUGAACUUGGAAAUGAUAGCAUUGGGCACUUGACGACAAUAGCAAGAACUUGUCUGACUGCGAGUGUUAUUUUUGCUGAGAACUGCACUAAAGGAAUUCAUCAGCUUGAGAAGAAUAAGAGCUCCCACUUACAUAAACUGCUGCUGCUGAAGCUUGCUCUCUCUCUUGAACAGACUACUUCAUUUACUAAACUAGCAUUUGAAAUUCAACUUCUCGAAGAAAACGAAGGAUGUAAACCAAUAUUAUAUGUCAUGAUAUGCCAUGCAACUCGAUGCUUCAGGAGUGCUCUUACUAAUUCUGACAUUCAAGUCCAAGCAAUUGGGUUGCAAAUAUUGAAAGGCAUGCUAACAAGACAAACCAAUUCAGAGUUUAACUCAUUCCUUGUGUUCUUUGUUGGGGAACUUGUUGAAGACCUUGGAUCUGUAAUCCAGAAACUUUUUAAGACACCUAUGAACAGGGAAGUGGUGGCUAUUGCUGGGGAGUGUUUGAAAAUUUUGAUGCUUCUUCAGACACUCUCAAGAACUAAUGAGUGUCAGAAAUGCCUAAUGAAUCUGUUUUUGGAAGCUGUUCUCCUUUUUACAACAUCAGAGAAUUCUUCUCAGGAAGCACGUGAUUUGAAGAUCACGGCUAUAAAAUUAGUUGCACAACUGGCUCAACUCCCUGGCUCAUCUGCUUAUAUCAAGGAGGUCUUACUGACAAUGCCCAUUACAAGAAAGCAACAACUGCAGGAUAUAAUACGUGCUUCUGUAAUGCAAGACCAGAACCAAAUACAAGUCAAUUCCACAGGACCAUCUUUAAGUAUCAAGUUGCCUGCAAAAAUAGAGGAAAGUAGAGAAGAGGAAACUACUGUUUCAGCUGCUUGUAGAGAAGAGGUUGAGGACAAGUCUGAGGAAGAGGAAGACGAUGAUUGGGAUACUUUUCAGUCUUUUCCUUCUACUAAUGAAGACGGCCCAACUAAAACCGACUUUCAGGAUUCUCACUCAAUUGAGAGCACAAAUUCAGAUGGUGGCCUCAAGGGAGACUCUAUUUCUGUACCUCAUAACGAGGUAGAAGAAGCUACUGUUACAAUUUCAGAUGGUGGCUUUAAGGGAAAUUCAAUGUCUAUACCUCAGAAUGAGAUAGAAGAAAUGACUGCUGAAAAUCAAAUUGCUAGUGACAAUAACACUCUGUCAGUCAAUGCCGAUAGCAACAACCAGACACAGGAGCUUACUGGUUCCCAAGAUGGCUUCCAUGACGGGGUGUUAUCUGAUACUCACCAUAUGGAGAAGGAUAUAACAGCAUUAAGCCACGAUGAUGUGCUCUUGCCUGGACGUCAGUCUGAGGUAGGAGAAUGCCCUGAAACAUGUGAAAACCUGGAGGGCCAAAAGAGAACAGUUAGCAAUUUGUCUUCUGAACUCGGGGAACAUGCUGAAGUUGUAAAAGCACAUGAUUCCUCUUAUGAGGAUCAUCAGAGAAGUACACCGGAAUCUAGUGAAACAAAUGAAGGUGCUUUGCCUGAUCUUCAUCCUGCUGAAAUGGAAAAGGAGUGUUGCAUGCCACUUGAUGAUUGUCAUGAGGACGUAAAAGAACAAACUACAUGCGAUGAUCACCACGAGGAGAAGGAUGUGAAGGACAUAACCAGAGUCAAGGAUCACCAUGAGGAGAGGAAAGCAGAAAACGAAGACCAACGUUGUAAUAUAGAUUUGUCUGAGCUGUCUCCUAAAAAUGUAGAAGGUAAAACACAAGUCGGCCUUGACGAAAAAUGAUUAGCACAUCCUAUUGCCUCCAUAAGUCUGUAUAUUGAAGUUAAAAUACUGGGACACCACAAUUAGGAAAGGUCACUAUAAUAGGUUUAUGUAUGGUCAGUAUUAUUUUUUGACGUGUUUGGCAAGUUCUAUUGAAGUUUGAAGUUCUGUUUUUGUAAUGCGUGAGGUUAAGGUUCUUUCAUUAUAAAGAUAUUAUUUUCCAGGAAUGUACUUAACAAUGAUAUCUAUUGUGUAUGAGGUAAUGAUUUUGCUAAAUAUA